AUGGUUAAAUGCGUUUUCUCACUUAAAGCUCAAAUGCGAGAAUAUCUCGGAAUGAAUUAUGUUGAUUGUUAUUGCUAUAAGUUAUUACAACAAUUCCCCAAACUCCUAUUUACUCACAGCAGUGUUCAGUUUUUUGUAGACACCCCCAGCAAGAUGUCAGCUUUAACAAUUCCUCAAUGCUUUUAA
Molecule: messenger RNA, 186 nt
Organism: Clunio marinus
Lineage: Eukaryota; Metazoa; Arthropoda; Insecta; Diptera; Chironomidae
Source: the annotation of a GenBank genome assembly